AUGAGGACAGAGAGUGUGAUCAUUUUGUUAUGUCUUUUGGUCACUACAGAGAGCGCAUGUGUCCUGCCAAAUAAUCUUUGGUCGACGUCUGGUAUAGAUACAUGGUAUGACAGCCACAAAGGGACCCUCAAUAUCACCUCCACAACCAUUGUGGGCUGGCAGGUGUGGACCAUAGGAGCCUAUACCUUUACCUGCGAGAAAACGGACAACACAUACUAUGUUCUCAGGUCAGAAGAGUUCUCCUACUUGGGGCUGAAGUUGGAAGCUUUUCUCUGCUUCCAAUUCACAGAACAGGCAUCCAGUAAAUUUACCUACUAUCUGCCAACAACUGAACUCAGUGAUGCCGGAAAUGAAAGAAUUAAGAUCUAUCUGAAAGAUGACAAUAAAGUUGUCUCCACGUUAACGGAUUUCUGUGACGCAACUUCCGCCACUAAUCUAACUCAACACAUCAUGGUGGAAGAAGGAAAAAUCGAUGAUGCAAAAAUUACUUGUCCAACCGAACUCCAAAGCAGCUGGAAUUAUACUUAUGAUGCCGGAAGUGGGAAUGUGUGCGGGGACGCGUAUCUUGAUGUCUGCACUGACAAAAAUUUGUUGGACUUUGACUAUUCAAAAUGUUCUCAAGUCCAGGCAUAUUCAACUGAUGGCGAGUUAUAUUGCCUUCAUUCCUAUACUACUGGCUCCUACACCAACCUGUAUGUGUACAACAAAGAUUCCAGCACUAAUGAACAGUCAACUUACAGAUUCACUUGUUAUAUGUAUUCUUCCGAUAGUGGCGCUGUCUACUUGUCACAAAGUCCACAAGAUUGUCCACCAAAUGGCAAUUCCACAUAUGCUGCUUCAGACGGGGCACUGCUUGUUUUAUCUCUUCUUUCGACAUGCCCAACCAGCACAACAUAUUCUGCCACAGUGGAAAUUGUACUGGGCAUACUAGCCUUUCUUGUGGUUCUGGCUAUCGUGUUAGCACUGAUCUAUUAUUGUCACAAACGGAAAUUAAGACUCGCAGAGGAGGCUCGUAAAGCAAAAGAGGAACAGGAAGAAAGGGAGAGAAAAGAGAGGGAGGAGAAAGAGAGAAUCCGAAUGGAACAAGGCGCACUUACCCCAACCUUGGAUCUGGGCUUACCAGACGAUUCUGUAUACGAUAUUACCCGACUAUUUUAUGAUGACGAGGAGCCCGUCACACCAACUAAAGUCGAGCCAGACAUGAAUGAAAGACUUUUAGAUCAUCAUAAUGAGGCACUCAAACACGAUGACUUUAUGGAUGAAUACAAACUUCGGCAGAUGAUGGAUUCCGAGGAAUGGAUUGAUGCCAGACGGCGAAAAGAAGGAGUCGACGAGCUGGAAGUUGCUGAACCCCGCACUAAAAGUGCUGUACAGAGACUUAAAGAACUGGCUCGAGAAAAAAUCAAAAAAGGGAAAAAUAAGUUAGGUCUAAAGAAUGACGCAAGUGUCGAUGACAAAUCUGCUGAAAAUAAAAAAGAAGGCCCACAGAUUAUCCCGGAUCUGAUAGACACUGAUUUCGAGUCGGAUGAGUAUGAUUUUAUGUCACAAGCGGGUUGGAAGAAAAGAGCGACCGUUUUAGAUCUCGACGGGGAAUGGGAAUCCAAGAAAAAGAAAAGGAGGAAAAAGAAGAAGAAGUCAAAUUCAUCAACCUAUGGAGAUUUAAAGAUAAACAAAAUUCCGCUCAGGAGAGUCAUGCGAAAGAAAAGAAUAGAUCCAGAUUUACCAAUUGUCGAGGGAGAAAUACACUUGCCAUUAUAUCGCGAAGAUCCCAAACUUAAAGACCUACCACCACUACAAAGGGUUCACCGUAAGCGCAAUCAAGCCCUCUGGAGUGAUAUGUUUGGAGACAUUCAUGGAGGAAAAGCUCUUGAUUUGGAGGCAAUAAACAGAGUCAGAAUGUCAGAAAAUAAAUGGAAAUUGCUUCUGGAGGAGCUUUACGCAGACAAACAAUACUUUGAUUAUGCAAGAAAGUCCUCGGCAGGUAGGCGUGUGGAGAGAGACAUUAACACCACCUCUCAGCAGAGUCUAGGCUACCUGUACGAUAGGGCCAAAUACUGGCAGGAGCAGCCACCGAUAGAACCCAGGAGCACAUUCCGCUCUCCUAGAUCCGCCAACAGCACUCAUCGCUGAGUAUCGUUGGAUAGUUUUCAAGACUAAGCUAUAACUUUUGUAACGUAAACACCAAUUUUACUAUACGUUAAUGGAGCCACACAUUCAGGACUCUUCAUCUUUGAUGUUUUACCUUAUGCGUUUAGAAUUGUUUUAAAUUUUGUUCGUUGUUCUUACAUAUGCCUGGUAUUGGAGGAAAUGAUGAACCAUUUGUUCAUUUAAAUCUACUAAAGAUUGCAUUUUACCAGGAUGUCAUUAAAAUAAUAAUUAUUUUUUAUUCGCACAUUAUC
Molecule: messenger RNA, 2399 nt
Organism: Saccostrea cuccullata (small rock oyster)
Lineage: Eukaryota; Metazoa; Mollusca; Bivalvia; Ostreida; Ostreidae
Exons: 12
Coding region: 1-2130 (709 amino acids)
Source: RefSeq, a predicted model, not a curated record